CUGGCUGUUUCUGUUCCGAGUGGGGCGGAAAGCCGGGGAAGGAGAGCCGCAGUAGGCGGCCGCAGCCCGCGUGGAGUGUGUGCGGCUAGACGUCAACGUGAGCGUGAUGGCACACCUCAGUGAUCUUGACAAGGGCAGGCUCAUCUUGCUUUUCGAUCAAGGUCACUCUGUCAAGCAGGCGGCAGAGAUUCUCGGUGUAGCUCUAACUACUGCCAGACGGUGGAAACACCGUUAUGAGCAGGAAGGGGAAAGGGGUUUGAAAGCGCGCUAUGAUAAGUGUGGAAGAAAACGGAAGACGACGGAGGAGGAAGACAGGCACAUGGUGGAGGCGUUUUUGCCCUCCGUGGAGGAAAUGCGCCCCGACGAGGAGCGACCCUGGACUCUAAUGCAAGACAACGCCCCUAUCCACACAGCGAGGGCAGUCAAGCAGUGGUUCGAAGACCACGCAGACUCAGUUCGUGCCAUCCCCUGGCCCUCAAUAAGCCCAGACCUGAACCCUAUCGAAAAUGUGUGGUCUCUAGUGGUUCAUGAGCUGGAGGAGGAGCUGCGCCAGCCGGCCCGGCAGCUCAACCAGGACGAGCUCUGGGCCGCCGUCUUGGCGAAAUGAGAGGAGCUCCGCCGCCGCCCCGGCUACUUCCGGAGCCCAUGGUGGCCUCGAUGAGGCAGCGGCUGGAGCAGUGCUCCGAGGCAGCGGGCGGUCACACCUACUAAACCGUUCUGUUUGUUUGUCAUCUAAUGUUAAAGAACAGUGUUUUGUUUAUAAAUUUUACUUAUGUUACCUACAUGUGAUUAGUGUGCAAGAUGUAUAUUAGUACAAAUGUGACUCAGUGA
Molecule: messenger RNA, 831 nt
Organism: Amphibalanus amphitrite
Lineage: Eukaryota; Metazoa; Arthropoda; Thecostraca; Balanomorpha; Balanidae
Exons: 3
Coding region: 107-607 (166 amino acids)
Molecular function (GO): nucleic acid binding
Source: RefSeq, a predicted model, not a curated record